GAGGCGGGUGAGGAACGAGAGUGAGGGCACCCCCCAGGCCUUGGCCGGCCACCGGAGGCUCGCGGAAGCAGCAGCCGCCGCCCGACCCUCAGCUGGAAUUUGAAGAUUGAUCAAGGACUGUAUUAAUUUCAGGAAUUGAUUUGAAAGACACUGGCUCUGCCACUUAGCAGCCAUGUAACCCUGGAUAUGGAAGAAAGCCGCAGUGUAGCCAUGUUGGUGCCAGAUGUUGGGGAGCAGGAAGCCAUAUUGACUGCCGAAGGUAUCAUCAGUCCUUCAUUGGAAAUUGAUGAACCCAGAAAAGCCAAAGCAGAUCCCUUAAUCCAUGUGAUUCAAAAGUUAAGCAGGAUAGUGGAGCAUGAAAAAUCACAAAAAUGUCUUCUAAUUGGGAAAAAACGAUCACGGUCAAAUAUGACAACUCAUCCCCUGGAAACCCAAGAAGUUUGUGAGAUUCCAGCUAAAGUAACCCAGUUGCCUGCUGUUAGGAAGGCUGAGGUGUCACAAGCAAGUUUCACCCCCGAGUCUCUCGCCCAUGAUGACAGCAAGGCUAUGUCUUACCAGUGUAGCCUUUGUAAGUUUUUGUCGUCAUCAUUUUCUGUGUUGAGAGAGCAUAUCAAGCUGCACGGCCAGCAGAAUGAAGUGAUAUUAAUGUGCUCAGAGUGCCAUAUUACAUCAAAAAGCCAAGAGGAACUCGAAGCUCAUGUGGUAAAGGAACAUGAAAAUGAUAUCAGCAAUCACACCCCACACAAAGCCCAGCAGUGCAGUACCCCCUCCAACUCCUUCUGUCAGAGGACCACAGAGAGAACCAACGAAACCAGUGGUGACAUCGCAGUCAGUAUGGACAGUCCACAGACUCACCCUGGCCAAACCACAUCCCUGGCAGAGAUGGGCAGGAGGAAAUGGUACGCAUAUGAGCAGUAUGGCAUGUAUAGAUGCUUGUUUUGUAGUUACACUUGUGGCCAGCAGAGAAUGUUAAAAACCCAUGCCUGGAAACAUGCAGGAGAAGUUGACUGUUCCUAUCCCAUCUUUGAAAAUGAAAACGAGCCCCUGGGCUUGCUGGGUUCUUCCACGUCGGCAGCACCUGGUGGUGUGGAUGCAGUGGUCAUUGCCAUAGGGGACAGUGAGCUGAGUAUCCAUAACGGGCCUGCUGUCCAGGUGCAGAUUUGCAGCUCAGAGCCAUUAUCAUCUUCAUCUUUAGACCAGCAUUCAGAAGAAAGGGUACACCUAAGUCGCUCGGUUACCCUUGACCCUACUGAGGAAGAAGCACUCGAGGUGAUGUCUGAUGCCGAGGAGAGCUUGAUUGCCGACAGUCUGCUUUCAUCAGCACAGAAAAUCAUCAGCAGUAGCCCCAAUAAAAAAGGUCAUGUGAACGUGAUUGUGGAACGUUUGCCAAGUGCCGAAGAAACUCUUUCACAGAAACCUUUCCUCCUAAAUGCUGAACUAGAUGAGGGCAAAACCCUGAACCCAUCAGAUGGCCAGGCCGGCUGUGCAGGAACUGGUGCCAUCUUUCGUGCUGAUAAAUGCACUGUUGAUAUUGGAGGGUUGAUCAUUGGCUGGAGCAAUCCAGAGAAGAAAGAUAGUGAGUUACUAAGUAAAGGACUGGCCACUGAUGAGAAUGCCCCACCUGGCCGCAGGAGGACAAAUUCUGAGUCUCUCAGGCUGCACUCACUAGCUGCCGAAGCUCUGGUCACGAUGCCUAUAAGAGCGGCCGAACUAACCAGAGCCAGUCUUAGUCACUACGGGGACAUAAACCUGUUAGAUCCAGAUACAGGGCAGAGGCAAGCCGAUAGGCCAUUGGCAGCUUAUUCCAAAAUGAUGUCACCACUUAAAAACACUUCAGAAGGAUUGACUAGCUUCAGCCAAAGCAACUCUACCCUGCUAGCACUCCCAGAGGGUGGACAAGAAUUGACAGAUGGCCAAGUCAAGACAGGCAUCAGUAUGUCCCUACUCACUGUCAUUGAAAAGCUGAGAGAAAGGACAGAUCAAAAUGCUUCAGACGACGACAUUUUGAAGGAACUUCAGGACAAUGCCCAGUGCCAACCCAACAGCGAUACGAGUCUGUUGGGAACCAAUGUGGUGGAAUACAUCCCUGAGGCUGAGCGACCCUACCGCUGUCGCUUGUGUCACUACACAAGUGGUAACAAGGGUUACAUCAAGCAGCACCUGCGAGUCCAUCGGCAGAGGCAGCCCUACCAGUGUCCUAUCUGUGAGCAUAUAGCCAACAACAGCAAAGACUUAGAGAGUCACAUGAUCAACCACUGUAAGACCAGAAUCUACCAAUGUAAACAAUGCGAAGAAUCCUUUCAUUACAAGAGUCAACUAAGGAAUCAUGAGAGAGAGCAGCAUAGCCUUCCGGAAACCUUGUCAAUUUCUUCGCAUGAGCCACGAAUUGCUAGUGAUGCCGCUGAUGGAAAAUAUAUUCAGGAAGGGAAUAAGUCGUCGGCCCAGAAACAAUAUAGAUGUGAUGUGUGUGAUUACACAAGCACAACAUACGUUGGUGUCCGAAACCACAGAAGGAUCCAUAACUCUGAUAAGCCAUACAGGUGUUCUUUGUGUGGGUACGUGUGUAGCCAUCCUCCUUCUUUGAAGUCACACAUGUGGAAGCAUGCCAGUGACCAAAAUUACAACUACGAGCAAGUAAACAAGGCCAUUAAUGAUGCAAUUUCACAAAGUGGCAGAGUUCUAGGGAAAUACCCUGAAAAAUCUCGGUGGACCAGCGAAGAGAAAGCUGAUCUGAUAGCUGGAAGUUCAGAAAAUCUGUUGUCCACUUCAGAACUGAUGUCCCAAGCGUCCAGUGAAAGUGUAGAUUCCAAUGAGGGUGAGAAAGUGAGCCCUACAAGUAAUGUAUCAUACAGUUUAGAAAAGACCUCCAGCCUGGCCCCUCCUGGAAUGGAGUACUGUGUUUUGCUCUUCUGUUGUUGUAUUUGUGGUUUUGAAUCAACCAGCAAAGAAAAUCUGCUGGAUCACAUGAAAGAGCAUGAGGGUGAGAUUGUCAACAUCAUUCUCAAUAAGGACCAGCAUGCCACCAUAAGCACAGACUAGCCAGAAGAAUGCCUGGAAGAUUCCUUUAACCACAGGUGACUAACCUACUAGACGAAGAGGUGGUAGGCAGUAUGACUAGGGAACACAGUGACCUGGUGUGGCUUUGGAACCAAACUUGUCAUAAGAUGAAUUCCAAAUUGAUAGGCAGUAACGAUAUUUAAAUUAUCUUGAGUGUGGGGAAGCAAAUAUAUAAUCCUAUAUUAACCUUCUGUCCCCCUUCUUAGUGUGGAGUAUGUUUGUUAUUGCAGCUUAUUCUAGUUUAGAAGUGCAAACAGUUCAGAAAGGUCUUUCAGGAGCCCUUCUGAAACUUGCUGUGAAGUUCCAAUCUUAUGCAGAUCCCUAAGAGCUUCGUGUCUGCCUGCCUGCUUUAGAGUAGACACACCUCUGCUGGGAUGUUGGGAGGGCUUCUCCAGUGCAAGGAAGGAUUUGAGGUGAUAUGUUUAAAUUGUUCCCUUACUUUAAGAAAGUAGACAAGACAUCUGUAAAUCAAGUUUAAAUCCUAAGUAGACAUUUCUGAAGUCAAUUGUUUUCUGAAACUUAGAUGCAUUUCUUGUGGGCAAAGGAGACAAUCUCAAACCAUAUCUCAAGUUCAUAGAGACACCUGUACUUUUCAGAGAGUCUUUUCAGAGCUUUAAAGAUCAAGGCCCACUUUUCCAGUUACCUAGGCUGUUUAAUCCUCUCUCCUGUGUGAGACCCUCUCAUCUGAAAGAGUCCUAGCAUAAUCAAAUAUGAAAAUGUGCAUCACUGUCAGCCCUGGAAAAUAAUUUGAAUUAUUAAGAUAAAAGUUAGAGGGCUAAGCUGAUGAUGCACACCUAUAAUCUUAGUACUCAGUAGGCUGAGGCAGGAGGAUUGCAAGUUCAAGGCUAGUCUGGACUACAUGGGUGAGAUCUUGUGUGAAAAAAACAAGUAUCACUUGGAGAAUGAGAGAUGAAAUUCAGAAACUUCUUAAAAUUAGUACUUCUACUGGGAUCUUUAUAGGAGUUUAUUACUUAUUUAUAGCAGAAAAGGAAUAUCUAAAUGUCCUUAAGACAGUAAAACUUCAGGGUGGUUAUAAAAGUUCUGAGGAAACAGCACUUGGCAAGUCAAUAGAUUUCUUUGAAAGAAGCUCCAUUUGUUUGAUGUAAGAAGACAGGAAAACCCCCUAAAUAUGCUUUGCAUAAAAUCUUGCCAUCAGAUAAAUAGAAGUAAACAUCUCAUUAAUUAGACAUUUUAUAUUGCAGUUAGUUGAAAGGGUGAAAUACACAAGGUGUUCUUGUAGUUCUGAUUACUUCUUUAUGCAUUGUUUCAUCAAAGUAAAUUCUGCCUACAAGAUAGGAGGCUGGUGCCCUGUUGUAGUGCACCAUCUUCAUGGUGCUAUUUUUGAAUAUCAAUUGCUAAUGUCUAGAAGUGGGGCUGUGCCUAAUUACAUCUAGGCCCUCAAAUUAGAGCUCUGUGAAUGGGAUAUUCUGCACAUACAUUUUAGGAAAGAAGUAAAUGAAAGAAUUGUGUUAAGAGCAGUAGGAACUGUAGUAAUUGGGGCUGGGUACCUUGAAACAUUUUCUAAUUUUUUUUUUAUAAUCUUUUUUUUUUUUUGGUGAUGAGAGUUAACCAAAGAGAACUAAGUCUGUGCCCCUUUGAUAUAGGUAGCUUUAAUGUAGAAUUCAAUCCAUUACUGAGACAUGGUUUUAGAAAAGAUAAAAUUAUAUAUAUAUAAUUUCCCCCAAACCUACAAUACUUUUAUAUUCAUUUUUCUCCUUUUCAAAAGUGAUUCGAAUUUUAAAUUCAAAUAAAAUAGUUCCAUGUCUUAAUACCCAUUCCCACCCAUCUAUAGAUUAGUUCUCACUGCUAUUAACUCAGACCCCUUGAUUCUUUCUACCAACCUUCCAAGAAUUGGCAUGGGCUUUAAUUUUAUUAGAAUCAUUUGGAAAAUAAUAAGCAAGUUUCAACAGUGUUACUUAUAGAAUUAUUUCUCUCUGUUCUCAUAAACCACUUCCCAUUGGCUAUUACUUCUGUUUUCCAUCUGCAAUCAUGAAUUUAAAGUUUCUCUUCCCCGUGGGAAAACAUUUACCCAGAAGUUCAAAGCCUUUAAACAUGAAUGUGACCUUGAUAGCGAUCCUCCUGGCCCAGAGGAGGCACCAUAAGGGAAUAUACAUACACAAUGUCCACAGGAUAUUCUGUGUAGCAAACCUUCCAUGCAUUUCUACCAAGAAGAAUUGAGUUUUCUAAAAGUAGUAAGGAAAAUGAAAUGCGCAAUUGUAAUUGCAUAAGAGAGAACAUUAAUCACCAGGAGGUCUGUUUAUAGGAAUAACACGUUAUCUCUAUCAGACCUUUUGUUAUAUACCAAGCUCAUGCUGUUUGCUGCUCUGAAUACUUUUAAGAUUUGAUGGUGAACGUUGAUUUUUUUUUUUAAAGAAAAUGAGUAGG
Messenger RNA from Dipodomys ordii (Ord's kangaroo rat), 5442 nucleotides. It is a transcript of the gene Znf507, whose product is annotated as zinc finger protein 507. Lineage: Eukaryota; Metazoa; Chordata; Mammalia; Rodentia; Heteromyidae. Gene Ontology annotation, biological process: regulation of gene expression. Gene Ontology annotation, cellular component: nucleus. The record is from RefSeq and is a predicted model, not a curated record. The transcript has 7 exons. Bases 187 to 3039 code for a protein of 950 amino acids.